UUUAUUGACGUUUCAGAUUUCAAUCUUUUCAGCACUCUAAACCAAAAUUUCAAAGUUUUAUGCCAACUCUGAAGGAGCACGACUACGGCCCAUCGCGGUCGCAUCUAAGAGAGGAGACGACUAAAAAGUGUGGUGACUUCCACGAGAUCUACUGGGUCAACGGCAGCUGCUACCGCGGCCAUUGGUGGAAGGACAAGAAGGACGGACUUGGCGAACAACGCGACGCUGACGGAUAUAGGUACUACGGCGUUUGGAGCCGCAACAAGAAACACGGCUACGGCAUCCUGAAGAAGCAGGACGCCAUUUACGACAGGUUGGACCUCUUGUACGAAGGGCAGUGGCGCAACGGCAAACAGCACGGCUUGGGCAUUGGCUUCCUGCCCAAUGGAACCUACUACGAAGGGGAAUACAGGAGUGGUGUGCGUAGCGGCUGGGGCACGAUGAUGCACAACAACGGCUGCCAAACGUCGGGCCAGUGGUUGGCGGACAGGAUGCACGGCUUCGGCACUUGGUACAACAGCAACGGAAACUACUACGUCGGCGAGUUCAGGGAUGGAAAGUUUGACGGCAGGGGCGCCUACGUCAUGCCCAACAGGGGCAAGGUGCUCGAGGGCGUGUGGACCGCCAACCAAUUCUUCAGCGGACUCAGCAUGGGUCUGAAUGAACCGCCUGCUCAACCUGGCGGUGUGGAUCUGACUGAGGAACUAAUGGAAGAAGAGAAAGGGACCGCCAAGAAAGAGAGAUAUUUCUGCUCAUAUAUUAACUAA
This is a messenger RNA of Cloeon dipterum, 767 nucleotides long. Its product is annotated as MORN repeat-containing protein 3-like. The record is from RefSeq and is a predicted model, not a curated record. NCBI's taxonomy places the organism in Eukaryota, Metazoa, Arthropoda, Insecta, Ephemeroptera, Baetidae. The transcript is spliced from 3 exons. The coding region runs from base 60 to 767 and encodes 235 amino acids.